This is a messenger RNA of Brachypodium distachyon (stiff brome), 3993 nucleotides long. RefSeq names its product putative disease resistance RPP13-like protein 1. Gene Ontology annotation, molecular function: ADP binding. NCBI's taxonomy places the organism in Eukaryota, Viridiplantae, Streptophyta, Magnoliopsida, Poales, Poaceae. Gene Ontology annotation, biological process: defense response to other organism. The record is from RefSeq and is a predicted model, not a curated record. The coding region runs from base 392 to 3613 and encodes 1073 amino acids. The transcript is spliced from 3 exons.
ACAGCAAUUUCCCAGGUGUCUGCAAGAAAAAGGGCUGUGACAGGUUGUUAAUUUCCAUUUGUGUUCUUGGCUCAUAAAGAUGGCACACCUACCAGAAUGAGUAUUCUGUCUGCAUUGGAGAAUCAAGUAGAGGUGGUCUGACCGGAUUUAAAGGGUGGGAGAAAUAUGGGGGGAAAGUUGAGUUCUUGAGAGGGACAGAUCCCUUUGAUUUGGUUGGGAAAGCAAGGGAGGGGAGGAAGGUGGUAGCCAUUGAGGUGGUGGCAGGCAUUUUUUGCCGGCCGUCGCCGCCCUUUGGCUUUCACCUUCCUCUUGCUCCAUUCUCCUCCUCUUCUCUCGCUUCUCCCACCACCAUUAACAGGAGUGGCUACUAUCUCUGCACGAGUCUGGAUCCAUGGCGGCGGUGCUGGACUCCUUCGUGAAGCGAUGCACGGCGGCGCUGGAGGACUUCGCCGGGCAGGAGGCCUGCGCCGCCCUGGGCAUCAGGGACAACGUGAGGGGCCUCCUGGCCACGCUCGCACGCAUCGACGCCAUUGUCGCCCAUGAGGAGCAGAGGAGGGUCCUGAGCUCCAGGGCGGACACAUGGGUGGCGCAGCUCAAGGACGCCAUGUACGAGAUCGACGACGUGCUCGACGUCUGCGCCGCCGAGGGCGCCAAGAUCCUCGCCGAGGACCACCCGCCGGCGCCCAAGGUGCGCUGCGCCUUCAUGUUCUCCUGCUUCAGGUCUUCGGGGCCCCAGAAGUUCCACCAUGAGAUUGGGUUCACCAUCAGGGACAUCGACAUCAGGCUCAGGGAGAUCGAGGAUGAAAUGCCCACACCCCCUGCUGGAUCAGUGAACCCUGGCUCAAAGAGGGACUGGUUCUUCAGUGAUGAUAAUCACUUCUGCAGGAGUUGUUCCGACGCGGCGAAGCCUCGUGCGAUAGGGACGCAGGUCCAGAAGUCUGUGGGUGGCCUUGUGCCAAGGAUGCUUAGAGAGGGCAAGAAGAAGGUGGAUCUGUUCGCCGUUGUCGGCGCGGCGGGCAUCGGCAAGACCAUGCUUGCCAGGGAGAUAUACACUGAUGAGAGAAUGACUGAAAACUUCCCGAUCUGCAUGUGGGUGAGGAUGUCGAAGGAUCUGUCCGAGUUAGCUUUCUUGAAGAAGAUCAUCACAGGUGCCGGUGUAAAUGUUGGGGAUACAGAGAACAAGGAGGAGCUCCUCGGUCUACUCAGUUCUGCUCUCUCGAAGAGGUUUCUUAUUAUCUUAGAUGACCUGGACAGCCCGGCUAUAUGGGAUGAUCUGCUCAAAGAUCCACUGGGAGAUGGUGUGGCCAGAGGCAGAAUACUGAUCACGACACGGGAUGAGGAAGUGGCAACAAGCUUGAAUGCAAUCGUCCACCAUGUUGACAAAAUGGACACAGAGAAUAGCUGGGCAUUGUUGCGGGAACAGGUUCUUCCAGAAUGCAGCUCAGAAGAGAUUGAAGCACUGGAGGAUGUUGGGAUUAAGAUCGCAGAGAAAUGUGAAGGCCAUCCUCUAGCAAUCAAGGUCAUUGCGGGUGUCCUAAGGUCAAGAGGCACGAGCAAGGCUGAGUGGGAGAUGGUUCUGAAAAGUGAUGCUUGGUCCAUGCGACCGUUCCUUCAAGAAGUGCCGCAAGCUCUCUACUUGAGCUAUGUUGAUCUGCCUUCUAAACUAAAAGAAUGCUUCCUCCAUUGCUCUCUGUAUCCAGAAGAAUGCCCCAUUCGGCGCUUCGAUCUUGUUCGGCAUUGGAUUGCUGAAAGCCUUGUAGAUGCCAGCGAAAACAAGUCACUGGAAGAAUCAGCAGAAGUGUACUAUGCUGAAUUGAUAGGCAGAAACUUGUUAAAACCAGAUCCUGAUAACCUUGAUCAGUGCUGGAUAACGCAUGAUCUUCUCCGCUCACUAGCCCGAUUUCUGAUAACAGAUGAGAGUAUCUUAAUUGAUGGCCAGCAGAGUGCAAGCAUGUGCCCAUUCUCUUCCUUGUCAAAGCCUCGGCAUCUUGCAUUGUGUAACAUGGAGAACAGCUUGGAGGAUCCAAUUUCAGUGAAGCAGCAGAUGAGUCUAAGAUCACUGAUGCUCUUCAACAGCCCAAACGUCAGAGUAAUAGAUGAUCUUCUUCUCGAGUCAGCCCCGUGCUUGCGGGUCCUGGAUUUGAGCAAGACAGCAAUAGAGGCCCUCCCAAAAUCCAUUGGUAAAUUGCUACAUCUGAGGUACCUCAAUCUUGAUGGAACUCAGGUCAGAGAAAUACCAUCUUCCGUCGGCUUUCUCGUCAAUUUGCAGACCUUGAGCCUUCAAGGCUGCCAAGGAUUGCAGAGACUUCCUUGGUCCAUCAGUGCACUGCAAGAACUUAGAUGCCUCCAUCUCGAGGGAACUUCCCUACGCUAUGUACCAAAGGGUGUGGGUGAAUUGAGGCAUCUUAACCAUCUGUCUGGUCUAAUCAUUGGUAACGACAACAAUGACCGUGGGGGUUGUGACUUAGAUGACCUUAAAGCAUUGUCAGAAUUGAGGCUCCUUCAUAUAGAGAGACUUGAUAGGGCUACUACUUCAGGAGCUGCAGCACUUGCAAACAAGCCAUUCCUGAAGGUUCUACACCUCUCCGAGCAAGCACCGUUAAUAGAAGAAGAAGAGGGGAACCAAGAGGGAACAGAGAAGGAAAAACAUGAAGCAGUAGUUGAUUCAGCCAAAGUGAGUGAAAAGAUAUGGAAUGAGCUCACUCCACCCCCGAGCAUCGAGAAUCUGGUAAUCAAGAACUACAAAGGUCGAAAGUUUCCGAACUGGAUGACGGGUCCCAAGCUAAGCACCUCCUUCCCCAACCUUGUGUCCUUGGAUCUUGACAACUGCAUGUCAUGCACCACACUGCCUGCGCUUGGCCGCCUGAACCAGCUUCAAUCCCUGCAAAUCUCAAAUGCAGACUCCAUUGUCACGAUUGGUUCUGAAUUCCUUGGUACGACUGUUAUGUCAAAAGCCACUUCUUUCCCCAAGCUGGAGGUUUUAAAGCUAAAAAACAUGAAGAAACUGGAGAACUGGUCUUUAACUGCGGAAGAGAGCCAGACAUUGUUGCCUUGUCUUAAGUCACUGCACAUACAGUUUUGCACUAAACUUAAAGGCCUACCGGAAGGUCUAAAGCAUGUUGCUCUGAGUGACCUUCGUAUCGAUGGUGCACAUAGCCUAACAGAGAUAAAGGACCUGCCAAAACUAUCUGAUGAGCUCCAUCUGAAAGAUAACAGGGCACUUCUGAGGAUUUCCAACUUGCCCAUGCUUCAGUCUCUAACAAUUGACGACUGCUCAAAGCUGAAGCAUGUGUCAGGCCUUGACACAGUGGAGCAUCUCAGACUGGUGUUUCCCCCAUCGACAGAGACAUUCUUUUUUGAAGAGUUGGUCAUCUUCUGGAGUAUUGCAUUCCCACGGUGGCUGGAGCUGCUGAUCCAUAAGCGCAAUGCCCUGCGUCGGUUCGAGCUAGAAUGCACACUCCCUUUACUCAGAAGCUGCCUGGAUGGUGGCAAGAACUGGCACGUUGUGCAGCAGAUCCCCGAGGUACGCAUCACGAGCACUGAUGGCAAGAGGUACAUACGGUACAACAAGGGCCGCCGGAUGUAUGAGACAAAUGCUCAGUCUGAAGAAUGAAGGCUUUCUGAAAAUCUUGCCACUUGUUUGAUUUGUUAGAGGGACAUGUUUCUGCCAACACGUCCUGACUGCUCCAGGAGUUUGUGAUUACAUACAUUGCGGGAGUUGUGUAAUUAUCAUUCAGUUGAUAUAUACGCUAGAAACUGUAUGAUGCUUUGAUGAGACCUGAGGAUGAGUAGGGUACUUUCGGUGAAUCAGUCAGCAGAUGCUCUUUUUCCCCCUUUCCCAAAACUGACAACGGCUUUGAUCCUUCACCAGGACUCAAUGUGUGUAAUUCUUCUGUUUCCUGGUUACACCGAUUUGUAAAUUGUAAACACUGAGCUUGAUGGAUUUUGAUGAGUAUAAAGUAUUGCCACUUGUGUACAUGGAAUUUUUUUUCA